Molecule: messenger RNA, 4029 nt
Organism: Eptesicus fuscus (big brown bat)
Lineage: Eukaryota; Metazoa; Chordata; Mammalia; Chiroptera; Vespertilionidae
Product: vascular endothelial growth factor receptor kdr-like
Exons: 30
Coding region: 1-4029 (1342 amino acids)
Biological process (GO): multicellular organism development; positive regulation of kinase activity; cell surface receptor protein tyrosine kinase signaling pathway
Cellular component (GO): signaling receptor complex
Molecular function (GO): ATP binding; transmembrane receptor protein tyrosine kinase activity
Source: RefSeq, a predicted model, not a curated record
AUGUUUGCACCCCGCCACGUUCAUGGUGCCCUGACUGUUUUGGCUUCCCACUUCCUGAUCACCCUGCUCGGGACUCCAGGUCUUGCCAAUAAAGAGAUCAUGAUGAAACCAGAGAUGAGCAUUCUUGGAGAUCAAGUGGUAAUCCAGGCUGGUGGAACAUUUGACAUAACCUGCAGGGGAUUGGCUGCCAUUACCUGGACCUGGGGCAUUGGGUCUGCAGGGAGUCGGGCCCGCAUCUUGGAACACCCCUGCUCUGACAACCCCCUUGUUACUUGCAACCAGCUCACCAUCUUCCACACAGAAGCUGGUGACACUGGAUACUUCACAUGUAGCUACAAGGAUGUCGCUGACAUCAAGGAUCCUAAUGGCAAGACCAGCGUGUAUGUGUAUGUCAAAGAUGACAACCAGGUAUUUGUGCAGACCUACUAUGAUACACCACUGGUGAUCACCGUGUUUACUGGAAUCCAAGAGGUGGUUGUGCCAUGCCGAGUUACUUCUCCUGAUAUCAAUGUCAAGCUUCAGUUGUUACACUCUGCCACAUUUUCUUAUGUAAGCCAAAACUGGAAUCCCAGGAAAGGCUUCAUUGUGACCCGACCUUCUUACCACUUCUACAGCAGCAUGCUCCAGUGCAUUGCCGAAGUUAAUGGGAAGACACACAGGUCAUUCUAUCUCCCACAGCGUCUGGAAACCAAGAGAGAAAAUAUCUCCAUCAGAUACAACCACCAGAAACUUCUAAUAGGAGAUACCCUUUUCCUGCAAUGUGUUGCAGAGACCACAUUCAAUGGACGAAUCAAACUGAAUUGGGUAUUCAAUCGACAAGAUUCCAAGACAACACCCAGGUGUUGUGAAAUUAAAAGAAAAUUGUACCAAGGAUCCCCAGUGUACAAGAGUUAUAGUAACUUGACCAUUUGGAAUGUAACUAUGGAAGACAAGGGUUUGUACAUUUGCAGGGAAGAAAACAAUGCUGCCUUGCAAGCCAACAUCACCAUCAUAGUGUACAAGAAAUCAUUCCUCAAUGUGAGCUACAAGAGAAGCCGCAUUUACGAGGUGACAGCUGGACAAAGUAUGCUCAAAAUGGGAGUAAGAGUGGAUUCUUUCCCUCACCCCAAUGUAACCUGGUUCAAGGAUGGAAAACCACUCCUAGUAAACCAUACUAUUCAACUUGACCCUGUCAAGUACAAACUCACAAUCCUGGAAGUGAAUGUAAAGCAUGCGGGGAACUACACUUUUGCUCUGAGCAACAGCAAGCAUGGACUCUACAAAAACCUCACCAUACAACUGAUUGUCAAUGAAAAACCCAAGAUCUACGAGAAGGAUACAGAUUUGAAGAACAUUCAGCCAAUACUCCUAGGCAGUGAGAACAUCCUUCGCUGUACAGCAAGUGGCCUGCCUCUGCCCUCCUUUAUGUGGGCUUGGGAGCCCUGCAGCCAGAAAGAUGAGCUGUGUAUGGAACGAGGCAAGCGGAUCCAGCUUUCUGAUGAGACUCUGAAAAAUUAUCUCCCUAUAGGCAACAGGAUCCUGUCCAUUGAAGAGAUGGUAGUGACAAAUGGAGAAAAAACAAAGACUCUGAGCACCCUGAAGAUAUUGACAAGCAACAUUUCUGGUAUAUACUACUGCAUAGCUAUGAACAAGGUUGGCAUUGAUGAGAGAAGCAUACAUUUCUAUGUCUCAGAUGUGACUGGCUUCAUGGAGGCAGAACCCCUGGUCUCAACAAUUGAGGGCUAUGAUGCUCGGCUCAAAUGCAAGGCAGCUAAAUAUAUCUACACUCAGCUCGCUUGGUUCAAUCCCCUUGGAGAGAAGAUUCCUGUUAUAUACACAGAAAGCUUAAAAAAUAACUACUCCAUCUCAUUGACACUGGUGAUUAAGAAUGUGACCCAGAAGGAUAAAGGGCAGUAUAAGUGCAAGGCUUGGACUCAGAGGAACAUCACCAAGAUAAUGCAACAUAAUACUCAGCUCUUAAUUAGAGAAAAAGUUGCUCCAUUCAUUAUUGAGAAUCUUACCAAUAUUGAGGUUAACAGCAGUGGAAAGAUUUUGCUGGAUUGCAAAGUGAGUGGAACACCACGGCCUAACAUCCACUGGUUGAAAAAUGGGGUUCCUAUUAUUCCUGCUUCAGGGAUCUUCUUUGAGAACAACAACCUUAUUAUUGAGCGAGCCAAAAAAGAAGAUGAGGGCUUCUAUCUGUGCAAAGCAACCAAUGAGUUGGGGGAAGUCAGCACAGCAGCUUUUAUCACUGUGGAAGGCUCUGAAGACAAAUCCAAUAUUGAAGUCAUUAUUCUUGUUUGUACUGGCCUUGCAGCUACUCUUUUCUGGCUUCUUCUCACCCUGGUCAUUAGAAAACUCCGAAAGCCCACUGUGUCAGAAAUCAAAACUGGUUACCUUUCUAUCAUCAUGGAUCCUGAAGAGAUGCCCCUUGACCAACAGUGUGACAGGCUUCCUUAUGAUGACACUAAAUGGGAAUUCCCUAGGGACAGGUUACAAUUAGGCAAAAUUCUUGGUCAUGGCGCCUAUGGUAAAGUGGUAGAGGCUUGUGCCUUUGGCAUUGACAGAGCUUCAACUUGCAAAACAGUGGCAGUGAAAAUGCUGAAAGAUUGUGCAACUUCCAGUGAGUUUAAGGCUUUGAUGUCAGAAUUGAAGAUCCUCAUUCACAUUGGUCACCACCUCAAUGUGGUUAACUUGCUAGGUGCCUGCACCAAACCUGGAGGUCCUUUGAUGGUCAUUGUAGAAUUCUGCAAAUAUGGAAAUCUGGCCAACUUUCUGAGAGGGAAGAGAGGAGAUUUUAUUGCUUCCAAGGUCCUACUCAAUCUGGAUAAAAAGGUGAAGAUUUCUCAUGAUUCUGACUGCAAGCCCACCCAGCUGAUUAACCACCGUCUAGAGAGUGUGACUAGCACAGGAAGUUCCACCAGCUCUGGUUUCAUUGAGGACAAGAGCUAUAGUGAAUCUGACGAGGAGGAAGAAAGUAGCCGCCACCUUCUGGGGGUCACAAUAACCCACCAAAUAGAUUCAAAUAAUCUUUACAAGCACCCCCUCACCUUGGAGGACCUGAUCUGCUAUAGCUUCCAAGUGGCCAAGGGCAUGGAGUUCCUUGCUUCCAGAAAAUGCAUUCAUCGGGACUUGGCGGCUCGGAACAUCCUUCUGGCUGAUAAUAACAUUGUGAAGAUCUGUGAUUUUGGUUUGGCCAGAGACAUCUACAAAGACCCCGACUAUGUCUGGAAAGGAGAUGCAAGACUCCCCCUUAAGUGGAUGGCACCUGAAGCCAUUUUUGACAAGGUUUAUACUACUCAGAGUGAUGUGUGGUCAUUUGGCGUCUUGCUGUGGGAAAUAUUCUCUCUGGGUGCCUCACCAUACCCAGGAGUGCAAAUAGAUGAAGAAUUCUGCCGUCAGCUUAAAGACGGAACACGAAUGAAAUCUCCUGAAUAUUCCACUCCUGAAAUCUACCAGACUAUGCUUGACUGCUGGCACAGUGUGUGCACCCUGAGACCCAACUUCUCUGACCUGGUCGGGCGUCUUGGAGAUCUCCUUCAGGCCAGUGUUCAACAGGAUGGCAAAGACUACAUACCCCUCAAUGGCACUGGUGGAGCACCCACAUUCAUGGCCCUGGAUCCUGUACAAGAGACCAUAAGUAGUAAUAUCAUAAUGGAAGCCAGCAUUGAAUCCCAGAAGGAUCCAUUGAUUGAGUCAUUUGAUGAGAUAAGGGUGGCCAAGAAAAAUGAGGAAGCUGUAUUUAAGGACUUUGAAGGAGAUUAUGCAACUGUGCUGAAUUGGGAUGAGAUCAAGACCCAGAAACACCUGGAAAAUCAUUUCUGGCCACAUGGGAUGAUGACCGUAGACCUGAAUGCUGUCAUCAAGAACCAGGAGUCCCUUCAGAGUGAGACUGAGAUGGAGCUUAUGAAAUACCAUUCAGCCUUUGAGCUUGAAGAGGAAGACCAGAUUAAGGAGACGUCCCUUCUGCCACUGGAUUCUACCAUCGAAAGUCACAGUCCACCACCUGACUAUAACUCCGUGGUCCACUACAGCACUGUACCUAUAUAA